GUACCCGGAAAAGUAACUCUUUGACGUGUAUGCAUGGUACCGUGUGUUUCCGGUAUAGCGUGUGUUCACAGUUAUCCAGCCUUUUCCUCUUGGGUUUCAAUAGAACAGUCACUUUGGACUCCCGGCUCCUUACCUAUUUCCCCCUAAACGGCGUAUCUAACUUUGUGGACAUGGCAUCAUCAGUUUCGGCACAGGCUCAGGCGAAUCCUGCUCCGGUUGCGGCGCUCCAGAGAGGAAUAGUCAAGAUGGUCUUGUCAGGAUGUGCAAUAAUCGUGCGGGGCCAGCCACGGGGAGGCCCGCCCCCGGAGCGUCAGAUCAACCUGAGCAACAUCCGUACCGGAGUGCUAGCUCGCCGCGCCCCCCAGAGCCAGCCCGACCAAAAGGACACCCCUGACGAGCCCUACGCCUUCCAGGCCAGAGAGUUCUUGCGCAAGAUGUUGAUUGGGAAGGAGGUAUGCUUCACAGUGGAGGUCAAGACUGCUCUGGGCAGAGAAUACGGCAUGGUGUACCUGGGCAGAGACACCACCGGCGAGAACAUUGCUGAAUCUCUGGUGAACGAGGGCCUCGCCACUGUCCGCAGGGAAGGAAUCCGGGGAAACAAUCCAGAUCAGGCUAGACUGUGUGACCUGGAGGACCAGGCCAAGGCCUCCAAGAAGGGCAUGUGGACGGAGGGCGGCGGCACCAACACCGUACGCGACCUCAAGUACAUAAUCGAGAACCCCCGCAACUUCGUUGACUCCAUGCACCAGAAACCUGUCAAUGCCGUCAUUGAGCACGUGCGCGACGGUAGCGUGGUCCGUGCCCUGCUCCUGCCCGACUACUACCUGGUCACGGUCAUGCUCUCUGGGGUCAAGUGUCCGACGUUCAAGCGCGAGGCGGACGGCACGGAGUCGCCAGAGCCCUUCGCUGCCGAGGCCAAGUUCUUCACGGAGUCGCGUCUGCUCCAGAGGGACGUGCAGAUCAUCCUGGAGAGCUGCCCCAACCAGGUCAUCCUGGGUACCGUGCUCCACCCGAACGGGAACAUCACAGAGCUGCUGCUGAAGGAAGGGUUCGCCCGCUGUGUGGACUGGUCCAUGGCCGUCUACACCCAGGGGGCAGAGAAACUCCGGGCCGGAGAAAAAUCUGCUAAAGAACGUAAAGUGCGUAUCUGGAAGGACUACGUAGCCCCCACAGCCAACAUGGACCAGAAGGACAGGCAGUUUGUGGCCAAGGUGAUGCAGGUCGUCAAUGCGGAUGCCGUCGUGGUCAAGCUUAACUCUGGCGAGUACAAAACCAUCCACCUGUCCAGCAUCCGACCCCCCAGGAUCGAGGGCGAGGAGAAGAACAAAGACAAAGACAAGCGUUUCCGUCCCAUCUACGACAUCCCCUACAUGUUCGAGGCCCGCGAGUUCAUGAGGAAGAAGAUCAUUGGCAAGAAGGUAAGAGAACCACGCCCACAAGUCCCACUCAUGUAGAGCUGUAGUUGACUA
This is a messenger RNA of Salvelinus fontinalis (brook trout), 1469 nucleotides long. Its product is annotated as staphylococcal nuclease domain-containing protein 1-like. Lineage: Eukaryota; Metazoa; Chordata; Actinopteri; Salmoniformes; Salmonidae. Gene Ontology annotation, biological process: mRNA catabolic process. The record is from RefSeq and is a predicted model, not a curated record. The transcript is spliced from 11 exons. Gene Ontology annotation, cellular component: cytosol; nucleus. The coding region runs from base 30 to 1454 and encodes 474 amino acids. Gene Ontology annotation, molecular function: nuclease activity; RNA binding.